CUCAAAACAUGAUCAACAUCUUUGGGCAGUUCCCCGAAACGCUCCUGACACUUCCCGCCAUCCAAGUUCUUCUUUCGCCUGAGAAAUUUCACAAAAUCCGCUCUUUAGAACUAUCGUAUGUUGGCGAGGUCCGGUUCGUGGACAUGGACAGGCAUCCUGAGUGGGUUCAAGAUUGGGCCAGCUUUUGCACGAUACUAGCCAGCAUGAAAGGCCUUCAGCAUCUCCAGAUCUGGAUGGUGCUUUAUCGGGGUGAAGUCAAGGAGCUGCCUCCCGCCCAGGAAGUCGACUUUUUCACACCCUUACUAUCAAUCAAACGACCGCGAUAUUUCUCCGUGGAGGUGCCAUGGAAGGCCAGUCCCAUCUCAGAAGAUCUCCUUCAGGAUGCGCCUUUUACCCUCGUGCGCACAGGAGCCAUCCCAAACCUGUAUGGUGUUUUGGGCUGCAUCGGCUAUUACCAUGUCGGAUCAACAACAGAGAAUGAUGACCGUGCCAACCGACAAAUAAAGGCGGCUGCGAGGAAGGCACGCCGGAAAGAGUUGCUUUCAUACCUCAAUCCGUUCAGGCACUGGACAGGCUAGAUGUCAACAAGAUGCCCGGAAUUAACCCUCAAGAGCAUAUCUCUUUGCUUAUGACAACCCCAUAUUUCCUCAUGAAUACCUCUGCGUGACGUUGGAUACCCG
This is a messenger RNA of Aspergillus steynii IBT 23096, 680 nucleotides long. RefSeq lists its product as uncharacterized. The record is from RefSeq and is a predicted model, not a curated record. The coding region runs from base 9 to 578 and encodes 189 amino acids. The transcript has a single exon. NCBI's taxonomy places the organism in Eukaryota, Fungi, Ascomycota, Eurotiomycetes, Eurotiales, Aspergillaceae.